GUAGUAGUAGCAGCAGCAGCAGCAGUAGCAGCAGCAGCAGCCGUGAGUAAUAGGAACACGUGCUGGUUCACAAUAAGGAGUCCAGUAGUGGUAGGGGGAGACGCAGGAGUCUGAGCUAGACUACGAGGAGGAUCAGUUGCAAGAAAAAGAGUGGGAACAGGAGCAGGAGAAAGACUAGGAGUAGGGAAAUGAGAAUAAGCUGAAGCAUAAGAGGAAUGGAAAUCUUUUGCGUGUCUUUCUCUUGCCUUUUUUGCGUUUAUCCCUACGUUAGUGAUUGGACAACAUACCAAAAAAUUAUGGUGUACGUUCCCUUUCGUGUGCUAUAGUUACAUACUUUUCGUUACCCCCCUCGCUGUUAUUAUGCUUUUCUUUGAGGAAUUGGCAGAGAAACCCAAUCCUGGAGGUGUCGUACUAAUUGUUUGGGUAUAGGGGAAAACCGGUUUCUUGUUUUUAACAGAUUAUUAUCAAUAAACAGUGGAUCUUUCUGAUGUAAUUACCAACCUGAAAUAUACACCAAAGUAUAAUUGUGACCUUCCCGGGGAUUAAAACAAUUUAGAUAGUAUUGCUCGUGCAAUGUUAAUGAAAAAAGACGGUCUUUACACUAGUCUAAAUGAGUUGAAUAACAAGUGGUUAGCGAAGGUUUGAUAUAAACAGCGAUGACUUAUGUUACUCCCAUGAGCUUAAAGCUGAAUCAGAAUUAUAAUAUUGUGUAUGACUUACUUUUCACUAGUCCACACCCAAGGGAUUACGUUUUGCAGCAGUGAUCCACAAAUGACAAAUUGUGAAUUUCCAGCGCAUUGCGUCAACUCGAGUAGUGGUUUUUCGUGUAUAUGCAGUGAUGGCUUCGUUGGUGAUCCAUCCCUGUGUGAAGACGUGAAUGAAUGCACCAAUGGUUCACAUAACUGCCUCGUCAAUACCUUCUGUGUCAACACCGCAGGCUCGUACAACUGUUCAUGCAACCAGUCGGGAUACAGUUAUAACGGCAGCAUGUGUUUAGACAUCAACGAAUGCCAAUCUCUAGCAGAUGCUUGUCACAAAGACGCGUAUUGCAGCAAUUAUGAUGGAAACUAUACCUGUACUUGUGUGUCAGGGUACACUGGCAAUGGCACGAUAUGUAUAGCGCCAGAAAAAUGCCAAGUACCACUGGACCUAAUCUUUUUGCUCGACGCAUCAGGAAGUGUUGGAAAAGACAACUAUGUAAAAGAAAAAGAAUUCAUUAAGAUUGUGGCAAGCAGAUACGAACUAGAGAGAACCAGCCAAGCUGCUGUUAUUGCAUUUAGUAGUCGAGCCUCUAACAAAGUUCCGCUAGGCUCGAAGAACACAACGCUAUCGUUUGCUUCUGCGGUGGACAAUAUCCCGUAUGUCAGGGGGAUUACCCGUAUUGACCUCGCACUUCGUCUGGCCUACGAUGAGUAUUUUUCAUUAGAAGUCUCGAACGAUACUCAGAAACUAGUCAUAUUGUUGACUGAUGGGAUACAAAUCCACACCCAAGGGAUUACGUUUUGCAGCAGUGAUCCACAAAUGACAAAUUGUGAAUUUCCAGCGCAUUGCGAGAACACGAAUAGCGGUUUUUUGUGUGUAUGUAGCGAUGGCUUCGUUGGUAAUCCACCCUUGUGUGAAGACGUAGACGAGUGUGAGAACCUUUCCCGUUGUGCUGAGAAUGCCACCUGUACGAAUUUGGAUGGAUCUUAUGACUGCAACUGCUCAGCAGAGGAAUCCCAUCACUGCUUUGGGAAUACAUUGUGUGACAUUCCACGAGUAAGAAUAACUAAUGUUGGACGGACCGUGGAUCAACCCGCUGUGGUUCAGUUGAGUUCAUAUUACACAUUUGAAACAAACAUUGAAGUGAGGUGCGCUCAGAUAUGGGCACAAAACGCAUUUUGGAUACUGGCGGAUCCUUUGCUAAACGAUCCUGAGGCUAUUUUGAAUGGAACUAUAGUCUCAGCGAACACAAACGAAUGGACUCUCUCCGACCAUCAUUUACCAUUCGCCCAUGAUCUACACGCUUUAUACUUCAUUUUUACGAUAGCCCAAGGAGACAGUAAUAAAACAGAGGAGAUGGAGGCUGCUUUGGUACGGGUAUUGGGAGACUGGAAUCGACGGAGCCUGUUGUAG
Orbicella faveolata is the source of this 2115-nucleotide messenger RNA. RefSeq names its product polycystin-1-like protein 2. Gene Ontology annotation, cellular component: membrane. Lineage: Eukaryota; Metazoa; Cnidaria; Anthozoa; Scleractinia; Merulinidae. Gene Ontology annotation, biological process: detection of mechanical stimulus. Gene Ontology annotation, molecular function: protein binding; calcium ion binding; calcium channel activity. The record is from RefSeq and is a predicted model, not a curated record.